AUGGCUAUCCACACGGAGGGUCUGGCGCCGAGGUCGCUACUCACCUCUGAGAAGCCGACCGUCGAGAUCGUCGAGACCGUCAAGCCCAUUGAGCCAAAGACCGUAACAGACCUCCUCUUGAGACGGGUGGAGGAGGCACCGGAUGUCGAUGUCAUCGCAUACCCAGCAACCGCGCGCGGCAGAGACGACUAUGUCAACUACACAGCAAAGGACCUUGACCGCUUCGCUGAUGAAGCGGCACGCAAGUACGCGCAGGCCGGACUCCUCCCACAGAACCCCGGCUCGAGUCAAGCGGAAGUAGUUGCGCUUCUGGCGAACUCCGACAUCAACUAUGUCGUCGCCAUGUUCGCAUUGUCGAGGAUGGGCUUCGCUGUGCUCUAUCUCUCGACCCGCCUCUCCCCGGAGGCUUACGUCAAUCUCCUCAAGAAGACAGGCUGCAACCGCAUCGUCAUCUCCGAUCGCUACAGCAGCAUGGCAUCCGAGAUCAACGAGCUGUCCCCCAUCUCCACAUUCAACAUCCUCGACAAGGUCGACUACGACUUGCCCACGCCGUCGGGUGACCGCUUCCCCAUCUUCUCACACCCCGACGCUUCAUCACGCAUCUCAUUUAUCGUGCACUCGUCUGGCUCAACUGGGCUACCGAAGCCAAUCUUCCAAACUCACGCAGCAUGUGUGUCCAACUACUCAAGCGGUAUCCCUUACCGCGCGUUCUUGACGCUGCCGCUGUUCCAUAACCACGGCAUCUCGACUCUCUUCCGCGCCAUUAUCGCGGGCCACCGGAUCGCCAUCUACAACGCAAACCUGCCCCUAUCCGGAACGACGCUGGUCAAGGCCAUGGCCGCGACUGAGCCGGGCAGCUUGCACUGCGUCCCUUACGCGCUCAAGCUGCUCGCGGAAACCGAGGGCGGUAUAGAAGCUCUGAAGCGACUCGAGCUUGUGCUGUACGGAGGCAGCAGUUGCCCCGACGACUUGGGUGAUCGUCUCGUCGAGGAGGGCGUUUACCUCGUCGGCCACUACGGAGCGACAGAGAUGGGCCAGCUCAUGACUUCAUUCCGUGAGCCCGGCGACAAGUACUGGAACUACAUGCGCCCUCUCGCCUCGGCCAAGCCCUGGUUGCGCAUGAUUCCGAUCGCAGGCGACGUCUACGAGUGCGUUGUUCUCGACGGGCUUCCAUCAAAGGUCAUGUCCAACUCGGACGACCCGGCACCGAACUCCUACCGCACCCGCGACACGUUCGUCCCUCAUCCCACCAUUCCCGAUGCCUGGCGCUACCUGGGCCGACUCGAUGACCGUGUUACCCUGGUCAACGGCGAGAAGGUGCUUCCCAUCCCUUACGAGAACCACAUUCGCGAGCAUGAACUCGUGCAAGAAGUCGUCGUCUUCGGCGUCGGCAAGUCCAUUCCAGGUCUGAUCAUCAUCCCCAGCGAGAACGCCAAGGAUCUCUCCAAGGAGGAGAUUCUGAAGACGCUCACUCUCGUCAUCGACCAGGCCAACGCGCGAGCUGAGGCUUUCGGUCGCAUCUCGCCCGAGAUGAUCGAGGUCGUCGACGUCGGCACCGAGUAUCCUCGCACCGACAAGGGCACCGUCAUCCGCGCGGCUUUCUACAAGCAGUUCGCCGACCUCAUCGAAGAUAUCUACCGCCGCUUCGAGGCACCCAAGGACGACGUCGCCGGCGGCGAGCUGGUGACUCUGGACCUGCCCCAGCUGGAAGACCACCUUCUCGACCUCUUCCGCACCAAGCUCGGCUUCGAGUCUCUUCAGAAGGAGACCGACUUCUUCGAGGCCGGCGUUGACAGUUUGCAAGCCAGCACCGCGCGUGGUCACAUCCAGCGCGGUGUAAACCUGGGCGGCAAGACUCUCGGACAGAACGUCGUCUUCGAGUUUCCUAACGUCAUCUCCCUCGCCAAGCACGUAUACUCACUGCGCACCGGCGAGACAGCCGAGGCCGAAGACGAGAUCGAGGUCAUGAAGAAGCUGAUUGCCAAGUACUCCGACUUCAAUGAGAGGCAACCCGGUACCAUCACCCCCGACGGCGAGACCGUCGUCUUGACUGGCGCGACGGGAUCCCUCGGCGCCCAUCUCCUGGCUCAAGUCGUCCGUCAACCCUACGUCAAGACCGUCUACUGCCUUGCCCGCGCCUCAUCACCAGAGGAAGCCGAGUCCCGCGUCCUCGCCUCUCUGUCCCCCAAGGGCCUCGUCCUCACCGACAGCGAGAAAGCCAAGGUCAAGUACUUCCCCACCAACCUGGGCCAAGCGGACCUCGGUCUCAGCGAGGACGCCGCCGCAGAGCUCCGAAAGUCCCUGACGACAGUCAUCCACUCCGCCUGGGCCGUCAACUUCAACCUCGGCGUCGCCAGCUUCGAGGCGCAACACAUCCGCGGCGUGCACAACCUGCUCAACUUCUGCCUCGGCACCGAGACGGUCAACCCCGCGCGGUUCUACUUCUGCUCGUCCAUCUCCGCCGCCGCCGGCACCCCGAUCCCCGCCAGCAUCAAGGAGACGUACGUCGAGAACCUCAACCACGCGCAGAACAUGGGAUACGCCCGCUCCAAGGUCGUCACGGAGCACGUCGUCAAGGCGGCGGCGACGAAGACCGGUAUGACGGCCCGCGUGCUGCGCCUGGGACAGAUUGUCGGAGACUCCGAGGGCGGCGUCUGGAACCAGACGGAGGCUAUUCCUCUGAUGAUCCGCAGCGCCAAGGUUAUCAAGGCGCUGCCUGCUCUCGACGAGACCCCUUCGUGGAUGCCCGCCGACAAGAUGGCGCUCGGAGUCCUCGAACUCGCCAACCUCACCGGCUCGCGUUGCUCAUCAUGCGGCGCGCCCCCGGCGUCCCCAGACGACGCCGACCUGGACCUCGUCUACCAGGUGCAGAACCCGAAACUCUUCCACUGGACAUUCGACUUCCUCCGCGCCCUCCGCGCCGCCGGCCUGGAGUUCCAGAUCGUCUCGCAGCGCGAGUGGGUGCGUCGCCUUCGGGAAUCGGAUCCCGACCCGGAGAAGAACCCGACCUACAAGCUCCUGCGCUUCUUCGAAGGCAAGUACGACAACGACAACCCCGGCCGUGAGGGCCUCGUGUUCGAGACGAAGAGGACGGGAGAGAGGAGCCCGGCGGUGGGAGAGGGCUGGGACAUUGUUGGAAGCGGGCUUGUUGAGAAGAUGGUGAGGUGGAUGGAGACGCAGUGGUAG
Messenger RNA from Colletotrichum karsti, 3186 nucleotides. RefSeq names its product male sterility protein. The record is from RefSeq and is a predicted model, not a curated record. Lineage: Eukaryota; Fungi; Ascomycota; Sordariomycetes; Glomerellales; Glomerellaceae. The transcript has 3 exons. The coding region runs from base 1 to 3186 and encodes 1061 amino acids.